GCAUCUCCCUGCCUCCGCUUUUCCUUUUUCCACUUCGCGCUGGGCGGAGUCUCUUUCCCACGCCACCCGCACACCCCCCAACUGAGAAAAAAAAAAAGAAAAAAAAAAGACAAAGGUCCUCUCUCUCUCUCUCCCUCCCUUCCCCCUCCGGUUCCUGCUAGGGUUCCGGCGCCGGCGCCGCCGCUACGCCGCGCGGGAGCUCGUCCUUUGAGUCAUCAUCGAGAUUUGUUGCUUCCACUCGGUCCCGGCGGGUUAGGGUUUUCGGGGUUUCCUCUCUGACUCCCUCUCCCUUCCAUCUUCUCCUUUCUGAACUCUCGACGAGCUCUCCGUCCCAUCUCGGCUCUACUCGGGCUUCCGAAGAAUCUAGGGUUUAGGGUCUCCAGCAGUUUGGUAAUUACAAAGUUAUUCUUAAAUAUUGAGUACAUUAUCUGAUGAUGAAGGGGCUCAAACAAGCUAUGGGUUUUCCUUCUGCAUAAGAAUGAAGAGAAGGUGCUGCUUUCUUUGGCCGAAAUACUUCACAUGAAUUUACUUGCAGCCGUUCUUCUUGGGCAUAAUGGAGUGCAACAAGGAAGAGGCCAUCAGAGCCAAAGAGAUAGCUUUGAGAAAGAUGGAAGACAGAGAUUUUACAGGGGCGCAAAAGUUAGCUCUAAAAGCUCAACAGCUUUUUCCUGAUUUAGAUAAUAUUUCUCAAAUAUUAACUGUUUGUGAAGUGCAUUGCUCUGCGGGUGUUAAAGUGAAUGGGGAGAACGACUGGUACAGUAUUCUUCAAGUUGGUGCAACAGCUGACGACUUGUUGAUCAAGAAGCAGUACCGAAAGCUUGCUCUUGUACUUCACCCUGACAAGAAUAAAUUUGCUGGAGCAGAAGCCGCUUUUAAGCUUAUUGGAGAAGCGCACAUGGUUCUUUCAGAUCGAACGAAACGUAUCCUUUAUGAUAUUAAAAGAAACAGUAUCACAAAAGUUGCUGCUCCAACUAUUAGGCAGCCUCACCCAUCGAAGAGAAGCACUUCUGCGAGAAGCACUUCUAAUCCAAUGAAUCAACAGCAGCAAAAGCCGCCGCCGUCUGCUUUUUCUGGGUCCCAGACAUUCUGGACCAUGUGUCCUUCUUGUCGCAUGAGAUACCAGUACUAUCGCACUAUCUUAAAGAAGGCUCUUCGUUGCCAGAACUGUUUCAAGCCUUUUAUUGCGAAUGAGUUAAAUGACCAACACGUGCCUUCCGGGGCGAGCUCGCGGCAUGGGUUGAGUAGUAAUUCUGGAUCUUCACAAGGGCAGUUUGGUGAUUCUGCUCCCCACAGCGCAGGAUUUCGGGGGAAUGAGGGUGGGAAUAUAAACAAGGAAAAGAAAGAUGGUAUGGUAGAUGUUGAAGAUGGGGCUACUGAAAUGAACAAGAGAAAUCUGGAUGGCAAAGAUCCAACAGUAAAUAAUUCUACUAAAGCUUCUACACCAGCUGCAGGGCAGAAGAGGGGUAAAAAGGUAAUUGUAGAUUCUAGUGAUUCUGACAGCAUAGAUGAUGAGGACUUUAACAAUGGAAAAGAUGGGCCUGGAGUGAAGAACACAGAAACACCUCCUAGUCAAAAUCCACGAAGAUCAAGCAGGCUGAAACAAAAUGUAGCUUACAGUGAGGAUGCAAGUAAUCAUGAUGAUUGUGAUGAGUUUUCGUGUCCUCCAAGUGGUAAAAGAUUAAAGAAAGGUGGAGAUGGAGUUGCAAAUGGGGUCAGCAUAGAAACCAGUGGGGUUAAUGUUUCCAGCAAAAUGGACAAGAGAGAGAAAGACGAAGUGCCAAAUGGAAAUGAACAGGUGAAACAAGUGAAUGAUGGUGAUAAUAAUUUGGACAAGAAGAAACUUGGUGAGGAAGAUAAAAAUCCUCAACCUGUACCUGAUUCGGGUUCAUUUUUGUACCCUGAUCCUGAAUUCUUCGACUUUGAUAAGUACCGAGAUGUUAGCAAAUUUGCGGUCGAUCAGAUAUGGGCAGUCUAUGAUAAUCUUGAUGGUAUGCCCAGAUUCUAUGCUCGAAUUAGACAUGUAUAUGCUCCGGACUUUAAGAUCAGGUACACUUGGCUAGAACACGAACCAGCAAAUGAGGCUGAGGAGGUGUGGUCUGAUAAGGAGCUACCUGUUGGUUGCGGGACCUUCGCUCUCGGGAAGACUGAAGUAACUACAGACCGGAUGUUCUCUCAUCUCAUUUGUUGGGAGAAGGGCAAAAAGAGAAACACUUAUGAUGUAUACCCUAGAAAGGGUGAAAUUUGGGCUAUUUUUAAGGGCUGGGAUAUAAAAUGGAGUGAAGAUGCUGAGAAACAUCGGCAUUUCGAGUAUGAAGUUGUGGAAGUCCUUUCAAAUUUUACAGCUGGUGUAGGCAUUAGUGUCGUUCCACUAGUUAAGAUAAAAGGUUUUGCAAGUCUAUUCAUGCAAGCAACAGACAAAGCCUUGUAUGUAAUUCCGCCUGGUGAAAUGCUAAGGUUUUCGCACAAUGUCCCAUCCUAUAAAUUGUGCGGAACAGAAAGAGAUGGUGCUCCGGAAGGUGUUUUGGAACUCGACCUUGCUUCUCUUCCUGCCAACAUAGAGGUGGCUUUUCCUUGUGUUGAUCUUGAGAGUUGUGUAACGAAAGUAGACAAGUCAGGAAGCAAAUCCCGCAGUUCAUUUUGUAAUGAGAAUGCAGCUAAUGCUCGCAAUGCAAACGAAGAUGAUGAUUCUCCACCUGACUUCUAUGAAUACCCUGAUUCACAAUUCUACAACUUUGAUGAGAGGCGGUCGAUCGACAAGUUCGGACCUGGUCAGGUUUGGGCAUUAUACAGUGACAUAGACAAAUUGCCCAAAUACUACGGUUGGAUAACAAAAGUUGAAUUGGGGAUAAAUUUCAAAGUGCAUGUAAAAUGGCUCGAGGCUAGCCCUCAAGGAGAGGAGGAGAAUCGAUGGUUUAAACAACACUUACCUCCUGGAUGCGGAACAUUUAAAGUUGCCAAUGAGAGCAAUACUUAUGAUAAUACAGAUUCCUUCUCUCAUCUUGUUUCAGCCAAACAACUCAAUAGAAAAAACCACUAUGAGAUCCUACCUGGAGUUGGCGAGAUCUGGGCUGUCUACAAGAAUUGGAGGGUUGGAUGGGCCCUCUCGGACAUACAAGACAGCGAAUAUGGCAUAGUGGAAAUUUGCGAGCAUACUAAUACUGGCACAAAAGUGUUGUUUUUAGCAAAAGUGGAUGGUUACAUGGCUGUGUUUAUGCCGGACAGGAAAGAGGAAAGCACGAUUGAGAUAGCGAAGGGUGACUACUUGAGAUUCUCUCAUCAAAUUCCUGCAUUUCGAUUGACAAAUGAGAGAGGUGGGAAGCUUCGAGGGUAUUGGGAGCUUGAUCCUGCAUCGGUGCCAGAGAUUUUGCUAAUACCAAACUUUCAGUGAAAAAUUGCAAACCUUUGCAACUGCCUUGUAAUGGGGAACAUGUCAUCGAUGAGGAACGUAUCACUGAUGAUUCCAUCGUUUAAUUUUCAAUUUAUGUUCAUAUUCAUCUGAGUAGGUUCUAAACUUACUACACAAGAAAAAAAAAGAAGAAAGAAUCAAGUCUCUGGGCUUCUGACCCAAUGGGUGUUUCUAGGUUGUAGCAUCAAAAAGGCCAUUGCCAUUUCUAGGUUUUCGAACAUGCUUGAGGGUGCCGAUCAGAUGCUUAAUUUUGUCUGGCAAGUAUUCUUCCUACUGCUGUAGUUUAAGUACUAGCAUGAUCUAAAUCCUUGUAGCCAACUCUACUUUGGUAGCAUAGUAGCUAAUAUUUGUGGGUUCCAAACGUUGAGAUGGAUGCUAACAAUUCAUCCUUAUCGUAUUACGAUCGCAAUUAUUGCCAUUUGUUGUAUGUUGUUCA
Messenger RNA from Ananas comosus (pineapple), 3842 nucleotides. RefSeq lists its product as uncharacterized. The transcript is spliced from 2 exons. NCBI's taxonomy places the organism in Eukaryota, Viridiplantae, Streptophyta, Magnoliopsida, Poales, Bromeliaceae. Bases 554 to 3388 code for a protein of 944 amino acids. The record is from RefSeq and is a predicted model, not a curated record.